Messenger RNA from Rhineura floridana, 3742 nucleotides. It is a transcript of the gene MCM3, whose product is annotated as minichromosome maintenance complex component 3. The coding region runs from base 183 to 2624 and encodes 813 amino acids. Gene Ontology annotation, biological process: DNA strand elongation involved in DNA replication; double-strand break repair via break-induced replication; mitotic DNA replication initiation. Gene Ontology annotation, molecular function: single-stranded DNA helicase activity; single-stranded DNA binding; ATP binding. Gene Ontology annotation, cellular component: MCM complex; nucleus. The record is from RefSeq and is a predicted model, not a curated record. The transcript has 17 exons. NCBI's taxonomy places the organism in Eukaryota, Metazoa, Chordata, Lepidosauria, Squamata, Rhineuridae.
GGUGAGGAGGAGUCGUUCUAGCCCCGCCCUUCUUCCUUGGCGGGAAAAAGUAUCAGAUUUUCGCGCCAAAGGGAAGUUCGGAGAGAGGUUGAGCUGCGCGGGUGCAGAGGCGGCCGGGCUUGAUUUUACUCCCGCGGGAGCAAACAUAACAUUGGAACGGGCGUGGAAGUGUUGCUCACGGCAUGGCAGCCCCCGCGGUAGCUACGCUGGACGAUGCGGAACUGCGAGAAGCUCAGCGAGAUUACUUGGAUUUUUUGGACGAUGAGGAGGAUCAGGGGAUUUACCAGAGUAAAGUCAGGGACAUGAUUAGUGACAACCAGUACCGUCUGAUUGUGAACAUCAAUGACCUCCGAAGGAAAAAUGGGAAAAGAGCCAGCCGUCUGCUGAACAGUGCCUUUGAGGAGAUGGUGGCAUUCCAGCGUGCCCUGAAGGACUUUAUUGCUUCUGUUGACGCCACAUAUUCAAAGCAGUAUGAAGAUUUUUACAUUGGGCUUGAGGGCAGUUUUGGAUCUAAGCAUGUGACACCCCGGACACUGACGUCCCAGUUUCUCAGCUGCAUUGUCUGUGUGGAGGGUAUUGUUACAAAAUGCUCUUUGGUGCGCCCAAAAAUAGUCCGCAGUGUGCACUAUUGUCCUGCUACCAAGAAGACAAUUGAGCGCCGGUAUACAGAUAUGACAUCCCUGGAACCUUUUCCAUCCACUGCUGUUUACCCCACCAAGGAUGAAGAGAACAACCCUCUUGAGACAGAGUUUGGCCUGUCUACCUACAAGGACCAUCAAACCAUCACAAUCCAAGAGAUGCCAGAAAAGGCACCAGCUGGGCAGCUCCCUCGCUCUGUGAACAUCAUUUUAGAUGACGACUUGGUAGACAAAGUGAAGCCGGGGGACCGAGUGCAGGUCAUUGGGACCUUCCGUUGUCUUCCAGGAAAGAAAGGUGGCUACACUUCAGGGACAUUUAAGACCAUUCUGAUUGCUUGCCAAGUGAAGCAAAUGAAUAAAGAGGUUCGGCCUGAAUAUUCAUCAGCUGAUAUUUCCAAGAUAAAAAAAUUUAGCAAAAACCACUCAAAGGAUGUGUUUGAUCAGCUUGCAAGGUCUCUGGCUCCUACUAUCCAUGGCCAUGAGUACAUUAAGAAGGCAAUUCUCUGCAUGCUCCUAGGUGGAGUGGAGAAGGUUCUGGAGAACAGAAGUCGCCUCAGAGGGGAUAUUAACAUCCUGCUAAUUGGUGACCCUUCUGUUGCAAAGUCUCAGUUGCUACGUUACGUGCUGUGUACAGCUCCAAGGGCAAUCCCCACUACCGGCAGGGGCUCUUCUGGAGUUGGUCUGACUGCUGCCGUCACUACAGAUCAAGAAACCGGAGAGCGUUGUCUGGAAGCAGGUGCCAUGGUCUUGGCUGACCGGGGUGUGGUAUGCAUUGAUGAAUUUGAUAAGAUGUCUGAUAUUGAUCGCACAGCUAUCCAUGAGGUGAUGGAGCAAGGUCGUGUUACCAUUGCCAAAGCAGGCAUUCAGGCCCAGCUCAAUGCUCGCUGCAGUGUCCUGGCAGCUGCCAAUCCAGUGUAUGGAAGGUAUGACCAGUACAAAACUCCCAUGGAAAAUAUUGGCCUUCAGGACUCAUUGCUAUCCCGAUUUGAUUUGUUGUUCAUUGUCUUGGAUCAAAUGGAUCCAGAGCAAGAUCGGGAGAUCUCAGACCAUGUCUUACGGAUGCAUCGCUACAGAGCAGCGGAUGAACAAGAUGGGGAUGCCAUGACUUUAGGUAGCACAGUUGAGCUGCUGGCCACUGAAGAUCCCGCCUUUGCGGAGGAGGAAGAUCAGGAGCUGCAGGUGUACGAAAAGCACAAUGAACUACUGCAUGGGCCUAAGAGGCGGAAAGAGAAGAUAGUUAGCGUGGAGUUCAUGAGGAAAUACAUUCAUUUUGCCAAGAUGCUCAAGCCAGUCUUGACUGAGGAGGCAGCAGCCUUCAUCGCACAGGAAUAUUCUUCUCUUCGCAGUCAGGACCAGAUCAGCUCUGAUGUAGCUAGGACUUCCCCUAUAACAGCCCGUACACUGGAGACACUGAUCAGACUCUCAACUGCACAUGCUAAAGCCAGGAUGAGCAAAACAGUCGACAAGCAGGAUGCCAAAGCUGCUUUAGAGCUGGUGCAGUUUGCCUAUUUCAAAAAGGUUCUGGAAAAAGAAAGGAAGCGAAAGAAGCAGGCUGAGGAUGGUUCAGACCUGGAAACAGAUGGUGAAGUUGCACAGCAAGGUGGAAAGAAAGAGAAGAAGAGAAGAAAGACACGUUCUAAUGAUCAGGAACCUAUGGAAGAGGAAACCUAUGAUCCCUAUGAUUUCAGUGAUGCUGAAGAGGAAAUGCCAGGAGUCCAGGCACACACUCCCAAGACUCCUGAACCUUCAGGUGCUGGAGAAACUCAAUCAAAGUUGACUGAAACCAGGUUGAAAGCGUUCAAGGCUGCCCUUUUGGAGGUGUUCAGAGCUGGUCAUGCACAGUCUGUGGGUUUGAAGAGUCUAAUGGAGGCCAUCAACCAAGACAACCCAAACCCUUUCUCAUCUGCUGAAGUCAAGGUAGCAUUGGAACAGAUGCAGGAUGAUAACCAGAUCAUGAUGUCGGAUGACAUAAUUUUCCUGAUCUGAAUGGACACCUAGAAAGUAGAGUUUCCUUUGGCUCCUUAGUAUGGAGAGGUUGUUUUUUGGCAUCUUCAUAGGAACCAUCUAGAAAGCUUGGCUUGCCUGACCUCAGUCUAGAUCAGAAGAAUGUUGACUUCAGCUUGGAGCAAUCAAUGUGAGGAAGGUUAGAACUGGUACCCACAUUAUGUAACACGGUGGUACAUUUGCUUUUUUUCCCUGUUGCAAGGAAGAAAACAUUUACUUUCAAAAGUACUUAAUACCCAUCUUCUUGUAGUUUGUUAGGAAUAACAGGUAUGUCCUAAAUAAACCAAUAGAGGGAACACUGGAAGAAACAUCAGUGCAAAGGUCCUGUAGUUCAAUAUAGAGGUUGACACAGCACAGUGGUGCAAUUCCAAGCUAUCACUUUGCUUCAACACCUCAGUGAAUUGUAGCCUAGCACAUCGGCAGUUUUUAUUAUAUAAUUGCACAUAUUCCAUUACUUGAUAAUAGACUUUAAUAAAUUAACCCAAAUGUGGUUGUAAUGUUAAUGAGGCUAUUUAAAUAUAUUUACAACCAAAGAUAGCACUGCAAAUAUUAUGAUUAGAAUAUGCUCACUGUGUAUUCAUGCAUAGCUCCUUCCCAUUAUGUAUGCUUUGCCAUUUGGAACAAUGAGUCUUAAAUCUUGGGUAAGUCAUGUUGAUGUUAUGUAAUGUUAAAGAUGUGCUUUUCCCAGGAGUUGCUUUAGUUACUGGAAUAUAGUAGCUAAAGAACAUAUUGGAAGCUUUAUCUUGUGUACAACUAGAGAACAUUACUUCUCUAUCAUGCCCCAGUGAUGUCAUUAAGAGUCUAUCUAUGUGUCUCCCUCAUAAGACAAACGUGAUGCUAUCUGUAAUUGCAAAGUGAUAGGAACUAGGAAGGCUAAGGAAGAUCUUUUUGGCUGUUUUUAUUCUGUCUCGGGUCUUUUACCUUAUCCUUUUUUCUAAUAUGAGAGGGUUGCAGUUGGAAUUAAGAGAGAACAUUUGUAGGAAUAUUGUAAGUCCUUUCCUUUUUUAAUUAUAUCAAGAUUGCAAAAAAAUGCGGCUGUCUAGGUUUGUGUACAUUGCUCGUUCCAAUACAGAAUAAAUGGAGUUCAUUUUUCAAGCAAA